AUGCCUUCUGUGGGACCGAGCAAAUUCGUGCUCGUUCGGAAAUAUCUGAGACCUUGACCAGGUCUGUUCUCGUAUUAUACAUGAACCAAAGCCUGGAAACCCAUAGCAGCCCAGCGAGCUGCGAAUGCGGACAGCACAUCAGGCUUGAACAUGGUUUACACGAUACUGUGGCACUUCUUGACGAUGAACCACAGAAGUCAUUUCCACUACAUGCACACACCGCAGCGUUAGACGCUUCCUUUGUUCACCUUCCCUCGUCCAUCCUCAGGGAUGUUGCUUGUUGUCCAGCUUCUUCGGAGCCGGGUGGUCGAGAAUUCCGAGACACGCUUCAUGACAUCUGUCUGUUGGAGCAAGCUCUGCAUGAUAGCGAUAACCCGCCACAUCUCUGUCUUGAAUGUAUACAGCGUGUGGAACAAGCUCUACUUGCCGAUACCGAACGGUUAAAAUACGAAACUAAACGCUACGAUGAAGCAGUCCGAGACGAGCGAGACCGGCAGCGUUCAUUGCACCAAGCACUGAAUGCUGUAUCCUUUGCAGGCUUAGGCGACAAUUUCCAGCCCGAGUUUAUGUCACAAAGUGCUGAUGCCGAUAGCUCCAGUCCCCUACUUCAAAGAGCAGAAGAAGCCUUUCGGAAUGAGAUUGAGGCGUUGCAGCAAUGUUGUGAUCAGCAAGAGGACGAAAUUGGUCACUUGCGAUCGCUUGUGAAGGAACAGGAAUUGAUAAAACAAGAAUUGCAGGCUACAGAAUUGCUCGUCGCGGCAGAGAGAAAUUCUUUAGAGGUAGAAGCUCGCGCUUUCGACAACGAUCACGAACAGCUGUGCGAUCAUUUGCUGAGUAUACAAAAGGAAGUUGAGACGCUUUCGUCAUCUCAAAUUCGAUGGCCUGCGUUUUUCCUGGACGUCCGUAUUGAUACAAGAGGAUUGCGCUAUCCAUUGAUAAAUGACCUUAGGUUGGCUUAUCGAGCGAAAGGCGAUCUGUCGUGGAACGAAAUACAGACGGCUUGGUCUCUGGCAGCACAAUUGCUGUUAAUUGUCGGAACCAUAUUUGAAUUUGCAUCACAAGAAUGGAAAAUUGUGCCGUUAUCUCAUUGCGCAAAGCUUAUUCAGUACCCAGGCGGCAAAAAGCAGCCUCCUACGGUCUACAAUAUUGGCUGCUCCGGAAAGCAAACCAGCCUUGCUUUGUUGGCUUGGAAUGCGCUCCUGCACGAGAUAAUAAAAGAUACAUCUGAAAAGCUUAAUCAGGCGCACAAAGAUGGUCUCUUGGAUUUAUCGGUACUGCCGCCUUUGCCCUUUGCUAUGGCGAAAACAACCAUUGGGGAUUUGAACUUGCUGCGAUUGUCGCCGGAGGACGAUGUUCGAUGGUCUCAAGCAAUUCAAUAUACGGCAACGAAUCUGCAGUGGCUGUCGGUUUGUACAUCAGCUCAUACAAUGCAAAAGUCUUUGACGCUGUACUUAAUUGCACAUGUAAGGCAAAAGCACGUCGGCCCAUUCAUCCGGCCCUCAAGCACUUUCCGUAUUCUGAACAAGCUUGUCGUCAACGACAAGCUUUGA
Molecule: messenger RNA, 1550 nt
Organism: Phaeodactylum tricornutum CCAP 1055/1
Lineage: Eukaryota; Bacillariophyta; Bacillariophyceae; Surirellales; Neidiaceae
Exons: 3
Coding region: 81-1550 (489 amino acids)
Biological process (GO): cellular response to nitrogen starvation; late endosome to vacuole transport; autophagosome assembly
Cellular component (GO): phagophore assembly site; phosphatidylinositol 3-kinase complex, class III, type II; phosphatidylinositol 3-kinase complex, class III, type I
Source: RefSeq, a predicted model, not a curated record